Molecule: messenger RNA, 468 nt
Organism: Penicillium canescens
Lineage: Eukaryota; Fungi; Ascomycota; Eurotiomycetes; Eurotiales; Aspergillaceae
Exons: 3
Coding region: 1-468 (155 amino acids)
Source: RefSeq, a predicted model, not a curated record
AUGACCCUCCUCACCAACGCCCGCUCAGUAACAUGUAAAGCAAUCAGAAAAGCAACUACAAGUGCGACCCCACGAACCCUCCUCCUAACCUUCGACGCCUUCGACGCCCUCUUCCACCCCCGCAAGCCCGUCACGGAGCAAUACGCCAGCACGGCCCACGAAUACGGCCUUUCCAAAACAGAAAUCACGCCGGAGAAGCUCAAAGCCGCAUUCAAAGAUGCCUUCCGCGCCCAGAUACAAGAUACCCGAACUAUGGUCGCGCCGAUGUCCUGCGUGGCCGCUACGGCGGUCCAAAACAAUGGUGCGGAAGGAUACGCGCUGUACGAGGAUGUUGCGCCGUUUUUCGCGCGGAUGCGUGAGCUGAAGGCUUUGUCUGGCGGUCCCUUUCAGCGCGUCGUUGUUGGUCUGAUUUCCAACUCUGAUGAUCGGGUGCCGGAUGUGCUUAAGUAUGGCGUUGCCGGGUUUUGA